Messenger RNA from Notodromas monacha, 2774 nucleotides. Lineage: Eukaryota; Metazoa; Arthropoda; Ostracoda; Podocopida; Cyprididae. The record is from the annotation of a GenBank genome assembly.
AUUUAUCGUUUGAUUUCAGUUUGCAGGAAUCCGUUGAACCCCCUUUUUUCUCUCCCGGGAGCUUUUGAUAAUCGUGAAAACAAAAAUUUGCGUGGGAAAAUGGCGUCGGGCAAUCGUUAUCUCGAGGACAAGAGCAAUCCGUUUUUCGGCGCGACGGACGACGUCGACGACGACGCGUUUCUCAAGCGACGCGGAAAUUCCAGCAGCUACAUGUUCUCUGAUCACUUGACCGAAGAGGAGCGGAAAUUGGACGAGCGUCGGCAGGAAUUGUUGGCCAAGAGACGCGAAGUUGAGAAUCGCACGAUUGAGUCAACUAUGCGAAGUGUCGCACUCAUUGACGACUCGGAACGCGUGGGAACAGAAACCGCCUCGAAUUUAUUGGUGCAACGGGAAAAACUCGAGAAGACCGAAGAGAGAUUGGACGUUAUGAAUGACAAUUUGCGCCAAUCUGAACGUCAUAUCACUUCCAUUAAGAGCGUUUUUGGGAGCAUAAAGAAUUAUUUCAGUAAACAGCCGGUGAAAGCAAAACCUGUGGAAAAAAGCAAAACGGACGACAAUUUGUCUUCAGUUGUAUCUCCUCCGAAGGAGAAUGGCGACCAUCCUGCUUUGUCCUUGAGAGGAGUGGAUUAUGGUGGCUCAGGUGGUGCGUCUAGCAGAGCAGCUGCGAGUAGCAAACCUCAGUCUGCGGAUGAAAUCAUCGAUAAAAAUUUGGAGGAUAUGUCACUGGGUUUAGCUCGACUAAAAGGACUAGCCAGUGGACUAGGGAACGAAAUCGAAAGUCAGAACCAGCUUUUGGACCGUAUCACAGACAAAGCUGAGAAGAACGAGUGGAAAGUUCAACGACAAAACAAAGAAAUGGCGAGGAUUCUCAAAAAGUGAAGCGGAAUUUUUUUUUUCUCGAAGCUGAGGUUCACGUAAACGUUCCGCAGAUUAUUCCUGUUAGUGUCCCUUGAUUAGUCCCAAGGCUCCUCUUUUUUCCAACUCGAACUAUGACUCGUGUGGCGCAAUGGCGAGAAAAAGCGGGUAAAAGAAAAAUGCGCCGGACUUGUGAUGAACGUGAACCGAAGUCGAGUCUUUGUUUGAUCGCGUGUUUUAUGACUUGGGCGUUGGAGCGAGAUUGUCUUUCGUCUGUGUAAAGAAAUUGUGUCCUUGCUUUGUCCCUGUGUCUCUCUUGGUGUAUCCUAGAACCUGCUCAACUGAGGCUUCCUUUUUUUUCGUGUACCCAUUGUUUCUUUUAGCUUCAUUAUGUUAUUUUUUUCCGUCGGAUUUGAUACUUUUAUCAAGAUUUUCCGCGAAAACCAUACCGUGAUUCCCCAACAAUGAGAUAGCUCUUCUUUUUUUUUAUGCGCUAAUUUUUAUUGUUGUUUCGCCUGUAAACUUCUCACGCAUCGAACCGGGAAUUAUUUUUGGUGAUUCAAGAUUUUAUCGCAUACAUAUUUCAUUCCUCUUACACAAUUGAAAAACAACUCACAUGGUUCUCCUGUCUUGAAAUACGAAGGUUGGUUUGUAAGUUUUAUCGAUCUUGUGCUUCUCCUCUGUGAAGUCUUGUAUGAAUGCAUGGACAAGGACAUAAUUUCCACUGUUCAUCAUUUCAUGAAAGUGCCGAUUUAUCAUUCAGAUUGAAAUUAAAAAGGCACAGAACAGAAUUUCACCCGAUGUCGCAGAGAAAAAAAUGUUUAUUUUCGACUUCGCUAAUUUCAAGACUUAGGCAAAUGUUACCAAAUAUUGAAAAAUUGGGGAUGAAAACCAUGUUUUACUAAAAUAUUUAUGCUUGCAAUUUUUGUAGUAAUUAUGCUCCACCUGGAAGUUUCUUCAAAACGUCAACGCAUGAAGUUGCUUAAGUCUGGGCAAUUAUUGAUUAAGAUCGUUGGCAGAAUCUUCUUAUUAAUCCCAGAGUACUAAAUUUGUGUUCUGAAAAACUUAUGUCAAAGUACUGAAAAACUUUUGAACUUCCCCUCUCACGGAUGCUUCAUUUUUGCUGGGGAAAUUUAUAGUCCCCAAACCUUGGGACUGUAAAUCUUUUUUUUCUGUGCACGUCGUAUUUUUUGGGGAAUCACGGUAUAUAUCAAGAUAUUCCGCAGAUUGAGAUUGGAAUUAUGGAAGUAUUGGUGCGCCGAAAUCGUACGAAUUGUUGCCGUACUGUUUUCACUGUUGCAAUUUCAUAUGAUUCUUGUCAGCUUUGCAGGAAGAAACUGGUUUAUUGUUGCUUGGCAAUUUCUUCGCGUAAGCAUGCUGCAAAAGGUUUUCGUGGGUGUCCGCAUUUAUUGCUGUAAAUUUGUGAUACUCCUUGAAGCUUGAGAAAUCAUCAAAUACUGUAUCCGCUUUUUUGAGCACCUUUAGUGAUGUUUUUUGGUACGAACACCGAGGGGACUUGAGUUGAUUUUUGCUCAUGGUGAGGUUAUGUCUCAAAUUAUUCUAGAUAGCGUUUUCGUGACGUCCGCUGGAAAAAAUUGAAAUUCGCGUGUUUUAUUCACCUCGGGGAAAUCAUCUGAUCAUUGCUUUGAAGAACUCAGAAUUCUAGUUCUUAGGAAAAGAAAAAUUCAAUUAUCCGGUUGCCAGGAAAGAGAUGAAUUGAUUCCUGUCUCAAAAGGACGACUGAUGGAAGUGUAACGAAGAAAAAAGCUUGCGUGUGAAGACUAUUUUGCAGAAACCUACGCCCACGGGUUGCCUGUCCGCGUUCCCUGCAUUUUUUUUGUCCCCCCUUUUUCACCCGGUUCAUUCUUCCUUUUUAUAUUUGUGUGCGGGAAGGAAAUAAAGGGAAUCUGUUAUUUUUA